UAUAAACACACACUCUCUUUAUCUAAGGCAAACUCCCAUCCUCACCACCACCUACCGCCACGAGCACACUAGCUACCACCAUUCACCCCCACACCAGCUUAUCUCCAACCCCACGUCAUGGUCAUCUUCCUAUGACAAAGCCUUAGAUCAAGAAGCAGUAUGUCAACUAAACAACUAGAAUUUUGUUCUUCCUUAUCGAUUAGUUUGAUGGUUACAUCGAAUUCUAGCCUCAUAUAGUUGCAUCUUAAUUUCUAAAGCAGCAAAUAAAGAUGGCAUAGUCAUAGCUACUUCUAAAUAGCCAAGUCAACCACAACCUUCAUUAAAAAGAAUUGCUGUCUCUGAUCCUCCGAUUGCAUUCAAGACUUGUUGACUUUUCAAUGGCUUCUACUUCAUCUGCCCCAGCCCGUUACGAGUAUGAAGUUUUUCUAAGCUUAGACACUCGCCAUUCUUUUACGGAUCAUCUCUAUGAGGCCUUACACCAAGCGGGAAUUAGGACUUUCAGGGAUGAAGAUGAAAUCCGUGAUGGUCAAGAACUCAAGCCAGAAAUAGAGAGAUCAAUAAUAGAAUCCAGGGCUUCUGUAAUUGUAUUUUCAGAGAACUUUGCCGUUUCAACUUGGUGCCUUGAUGAGCUCUGGUUGAUCCUUGAGCAGAAGAGGAAGGGCGAUCAUUUCGUGCUACCUGUGUUUUAUGGCGUUGAUCCUUCGGAUGUCAGGAACCAGCGAGGAAGUUUCACGGUUGAAUCGAGAAUAGGAUCAAAAUGGACGGAGGAUAAUGUGAAUAGGUGGAAGGCAGCCUUAAGAGAGGUGGCUAAUUUGAAGGGAAUGGUUGUUUCUGGGUCUGAAACCGCCUUUAUUGCAGAAAUCGUUCACAAAGUUUACCAUGAACUAGAUUUGAAACUACUCUGUAGUCCGCCCAAUCUAACUGGAAUAGAGAUUAGAGCCCGAGAUAUUAAUUCCUGGUUGAGAUAUGAGCAGCCUGGUUUUCCAGUUCUAGCAAUUUGUGGUAUGGGAGGAAGUGGUAAGACAACACUUGUCAAGCACAUUUAUAACACAAACAAGCAACACUUUGAAAGCAGCAGUUUUCUUGAAGAGAUUGAGGAUAAACCAGGUGUUUUGCUUGGUCUACAGAAACAACUUCUCAGAGAUGUUUUAGGAACUAAUAUAGUGAUAUCUAAUGUUUCUGAGGGAACACUUCAAAUCGAGAGAGCCAUAGAAAGGAAAAGAGUCCUUAUUGUUGUUGAUGAUAUUGAUGACUCAGACAUACUAAGCACUUUAUUUGGAGCAAAGGUGUUAGAUACACAAAGCAAGAUCAUUAUAACAACAAGGCUUCUAAACAUUGAUACAUGGUUUGAAUCCAUAUCUUGGAGGUGCCGUGUGUACAAACUUGAAUUGUUGAAUCCUGAUGAAUCAUUAGAGCUCUUAAGUUGGCAUGCCUUUGGUUCCAAAAUUCCUAUGGAAGGUUUUGAGAAGAUUGCAGCAGAGUUAGCUCAAUAUUGUGGUGGAAAUCCACUAGCUCUUAAAGUAUUGGGUUCUUCUCUGUUUGUUAGUGUCGAAAACCCAUGGACAAAAAGUAACAUGAUAGAAAUUUGGAGGAGUAGAAUGGAUUCACUGAAUUCGUUGAAAGGAGAUCUUGAUGCUAAAAUCCAAGGUGUAUUACAGAGGAGCUUUGAAUCCUUAGCAUGUCACAGUCACAAAGAAUUGUUUCUCCAUAUUGCUUCUUUUUUUGUCGGUGAAUAUGCAUUUGAUGUGGAAAAGAUAUUGGAGAAUGAUUAUCAUGCAAAAUCUGGGAUAAUGACCCUCGUUAAUAGGUGCCUCGUGACCGUUUCAAGAGAUUUUGGAAAACUCAUGAUGCAUAACCUUCUUCAAGAUUUGGCAAGAAAUAUAGUUCGUGAAGAGUCCAAAGAUCCUGCCAAACGUAGUAGAGUGUGGCAAUGUGAUGAAUCUUAUUGUUUGUUGAGUAAAGGAGACGGCUCCAAGACAAUUGAAGGCCUAGUGCUUGAUAUGCCAAAGGCAAAGCAAGCGAUGACAUCAGAGACUUUUAAAACAAGUUCCCUUGUGAAAAUGAAGAACCUUAAAUUGCUCCAGCUCAGAGAUGUGAAACUUACUGGUUCAUAUGAGAAUUUUCCAAAUUUAAGAUUGUUGAAGUGGCAUGGAUGUAAUCUGAAAACAAUACCCCCAGGCCUAUUGAUGAGCUCCUUGGUGGCUCUAGAUAUGCGUAAUGGAGACUUGGAAAAGUUUGAACCACCCAUGGUUCUUCAUUCGCUCAAGGUUCUACGUCUCUCUUGGUCUUACAAACUUGUCAGUAUCUACAAUCUCCACCGACUCCCUAAACUUGAGGCUUUGGACCUCGGUAGCUGUAUCAGUUUGACUCAUGUUUGUAAAACGAUAAAAGACCUUGAGAAUCUUUCUUUCUUGAGGUUGUCAGGGUGCACUAGGUUGUGGAAGGCUUCAUCGAAUCAGAAGUGCGUCAAUCAACUCAAAAGGCUAAAAACUUUAUGUAUUUGUAGUGGAACUCCUAAACAGCCUUUGUGUUCCUUACCCGAAUCAUUAUCUACGUUGAUUUUAUCUUCAAGUUCAUUUGAGAUCUUGCCGAAUCACAUUGACCUUAGAAUGCUUCAGACGCUUUACUUGAGUUGGUGUCCAAACCUCAAGUCUCUGUCAUGUCUCCCAAUUACGCUAAAGGGGCUGCAUGUAGAUUGGUGUACAUCACUGGAGAAUAUAACAUUCCAAUCAGCUCGUUUCACACUGCAGGAGUUUUGUUAUGAAGGUUGUUUUAAACUGUUUGAGAUUGAAGGCCUUUUUAAGUUGGUAUCCAUAGCAGAAGUUGAUGAAGCAGAUCUGGAGCAUAUGCAAUGGAUUAAGUUGUACCAAAAUCAUAAGGUGGACCUGGUUGGUGAUGUGAUUACUAAAGGCAGAACUUUUAAUAUCCAGAUGUUGUAUGAAUAUGGUAUAAGGAGCACUUAUCUCCAAAGCAUAGAGGAUCAAAGCAUGGCGCAACAUGAAUAUACCUCAUCAUCCAAUUUCUUAUCCCUUUGUGUGCCCUUGCGUCCGAAGAAAAAUAGGAUCCAAGGACUAAGUGUCACCAUCUUAUGCGGAUCAUUAUCAUCAGAUGAGGAUGGUAGAAUUAUGUUACCUCCUUUUGCUAAAAUCAGUAACAGAGCCAAGGGUAUAACUUGGGUAUACAACCCUGUAGUGUUUUGCCUACCCAGAGUUGAUAGAGAUGUUGUAUGGUUAAGCUAUUGGCCAAUUGGAAACUUACUUGACGUUGGAGAUAUAGUUCAUGUGACUGUCUUUUUGGAUGAAAGAAUGUUUAUAGUAAGAGAGUGUGGUGCGAGCCUUGUGUAUAUGGAUGAUGGUGAAGUAGAGAAAGAUGAAAAGUGUGCUGAAAGGAUGAAAGGGGAAGAAGUGAUUGGAGGAGAUCUUUCUUUAUUCCAGGUCACCAAAGGAGCCUACUAUCUUUGCCGUCGUGAUUUUUAUAAGUCAGAGACCCCCUAAUUUGUUAAAAUGGUUGUUUGGUGAUAAUACUGAGUAUACAAUAGAUUCACGAAGGUGGAGACCGUAUACUCCAUCAUUAACAGAGCUUCCAGAGCUGAAUGUUUAUCGAAACCCCAAUCGCAGAAAAAUUGAAGUUGUGCUGGGAGUGAGCUUUAAUAGUGACACUGAAACUGAGAAGAUGGUGAAGACGAUAUCGAGUCUUGUAGGUGUUGAAUCUGUCUCCACUUACAAAGAAAUCGGAAGACUAAUUGUUGUCGGACGUGUUGAUGUUCGAGCAGUGGCAACAUGUGUUAGAGAACAUGAGAAGAUGGUUCAAGUCUUAGAAUAUAAGCAUGUUUAAACAUCUUUGUAUAUGAAAUUAUGUAUCGUGGCUUCAACGCAACUCCCAUUAUUUUAUAGGCAUAAACAUAAUUUGUUUACAAAUAUCAAUAUAAUACUUUUUAGAUCUUA
Messenger RNA from Helianthus annuus (common sunflower), 3944 nucleotides. Its product is annotated as disease resistance protein RPV1. Gene Ontology annotation, biological process: signal transduction; defense response. The record is from RefSeq and is a predicted model, not a curated record. Bases 378 to 3494 code for a protein of 1038 amino acids. The transcript has 11 exons. Gene Ontology annotation, molecular function: ADP binding. Lineage: Eukaryota; Viridiplantae; Streptophyta; Magnoliopsida; Asterales; Asteraceae.